AUGGAAAAGUCAGAAGAUCACCUGAAGAGGAGCUCUUCAAACGACCCCGAGUCCGCUUCCGACCAUGCAGUUGGGAAUACUGCAGUCAUUGAUGUGGAGGGUGAGCGUUCAUACGUAAGAAAGUUGGAUUAUUUCCUGCUGCCAUUUCUCUCGCUCAUGUACUUCUUCAACGCCGUCGAUCGCUCCAACCUGGGCAACGCAAAGACCGAUGGGCUCGAACAGGAUCUCAACUUCAAGGGCAACGAGUACAGCCUACUGAUUCUCUUGUUCUACAUUCCUUUCGGCACUCUUGACCUUCCCCUCAAUCUUCUCACCAAAAAGUUCUCGGCUAGAUGGGUGUUGCCGACUCUGAUGGUUGUAUGGGGCGGGAUUGCAACUGUCCAGAUCGCAACGACCAACUUCGCUGGUCUUCUGGUUCUUCGGCUCUUGUUGGGAGCCUGCGAGGCUGGCUUCUUCGCCGGCGUGGUUUUCUACUUCACGCUAUUCUAUCGAAGAUCCGAGCUUGGCUUUCGAGUUGCCAUCUUUUUCGGCAGCGCCCUUUUGGCUGCGGCUUUCAGCGGGCUCAUCUCAUACGGCGUCUUCCAGAUCCAGGGCACGAAGCUCCAGGGUUGGCAAUGGCUGAUGCUGAUAGAGGGCCUCCUGACUGUCAUCGUCGGAGUCAUCGCAUUCUGGUGGCUGCCGGCUUCUCCCUCGACUGCAUGGUUUCUUACCGAAAGAGAGAAGGCCGCGGCCAUGGCUCGUACCCUCCGCGACGGCUCAAACAAAGUCGAGUCGGAGUUCAGCUGGAAAGAAUGCUUCACCUUCUGGAAAGACUGGAAGUUCGCGCUCUGGUGCAUGAUCAGCUUCACCUACCCAGUCGCCUUCGCCACCACUUCCAACUUCCUGCCUCAGAUCGUGCAGCGACUUGGGUACAGCGUCAUCAAAACCAACCUUUGGACCGUUGCACCCAACGCAGUCGGAUUCGUCAUUCUCCUGAUAUUCGCCGAGUCCUCCGAUUACUUCCACGAGCGGACGUUUCACGUAUUCACUUCGUUGGCGAUCUCGCUUGUGGGGAUGAUUAUUCUCAUCGCUGUCGAUGUUCUCAACAACCGAGGGGUCGCCUACUUCGCAACGUUUCUGAUGGCUGCAGGCAGUUACACACCUUCUUGUCUUAUCCAGUCCUGGCAUAAUAACAACAAUCUCAACGAGAAUAGCCGCGCCGCGACGACUGGUCUGCUGGUUGGUAUGGGAAACUUUGCUGGCAUCAUGUCUGCCGCAACCUUUCGAACAGACGGUUGCAUCACCAGCGUUGAACUGGUCGCUCGAUGUCUGCGCCGUAUCAGCACAUAUGACUGUCGAAACACCGCCCUCAACUCAAUACCGAUUCUGAACAAUGCCAUAUUCGAAGAAGCGGCACGGUCAGACGACAGACGUGCUUCCGGCGGCCCGGUACGACCUCUCGAAGGUAUUCCUUAUACUGUCAAAGACAGUUACAAAGUCAAAGGCAUGGUAGCGGCAGCAGGAUCACCUGCCUUCAAAGAUCUCAUCUCCAACGAGGACGCCUUUAUUGUUGCGAAAAUCCGCGAAGCUGGUGGGAUACUGGUCGGACGUACGAACAUGCCAGCUGUUGCCUGUGGCGGGAUGCAGAGGGGCAUAUGGGGCAGAGCCGAAAACCCAUAUAACCCUGAAUAUCUAGCUGCAGGAUUCGCAUCGGGCUCAUCGAACGGAUCUGGUGUUUCGACAGCGGCGUCGUUUGCCUCAUUUGGCCUCGGCGGCGAGACGGUCUCUUCCGGUCGGUCUCCUGCGUCCAACAAUGCCCUCGUAGCGUAUACGCCAUCCCGAAACUUCCUCUCCGCGCGAGGGACUUGGCCGCUAUAUCCAACUUGCGACGUCGUCGUUCCCCACACGAGAAGCAUGAAGGACAUGCUGGCUCUUCUUGAUGUUAUUGCCGCGGAAGACCUGGUGAAAGCAGGUGACUUUUGGCAAGAGCAGACCUUCGCUCCUCUCCCGGACCCAUGGCAAGACAAGCCGACUUCAUUCAAGGAGAUUGCUUCCUCUAAGUCCCUUUCAGGCUUCAGGAUUGCGGUUCCGGAGAUGUAUGUCGGUGGCCCUACUCCCAAGGGAGCAAAGAAGGUGGAAACCAGUCCGGCAGUCAUCGAACUGUGGAAACAGGCACGAAAGGAUCUUGAGACGCUUGGCGCCGAGGUUGUCAUGGUUCCCGACUUUCCGGUUGUCACGGCGUAUGAGAACGACGACUUACUUCCAGAGGGCUGUCUAAGAAGACCAAAAGAUUGGGUUGCCGUGGAACGAAGUGCUCUCAUUGCGCACGCGUGGAAUGAUUUCUUGAAGGGCUUCAACGAUCCGAACACUCCGGAUUUAUCCGCUGUUGACCCUUUCAACAUCUAUCCCGACUCACUGAGAACCGAGCCGGAGUUGAGACACUUCGACAAGCCGAACGCCAUCCUAUACAACAAUCUAGUAGAUUACAUCGGCAAAGGAACCAUCUACGACGUCGAAGGACUCGAUGUAGCCGUCAAAGCUUUGGAGGUUAUGCGCAAGGUGCUCCUGGAAGAUUGGCUGACAAGCCUGGGCUGCGAUUUCGUCGUCUUCCCAGCGGCCGGCGAUGUUGGGCCUGCCAACGCGGAUUCAAGCUUCGAGGGUGCUGACCUGGCUUGGCGGAACGGUGUUCACUACAGCAAUGGCAACAGAGCCAUUCGUCACUUGGGCAUUCCGACGGUGUCUGUACCUAUGGGGAUACUCGCAGACAAAGAUGUCCCGAUGAACCUGACCUUUGCUGGUCGAGCAUACGACGAUGUGAAGUUGCUGAAGUGGGCGAAUGCAUUUGAGACGAGGACUCAGCACCGCGUUCCGCCGCCUCAUACGCCCCCUCUCGACACCGACGUGAUUCAACUUAAUCGGCAUGUUGAUUUCAACAUACCACGGCCGGAGUUGACGGUUUCAAAGGUCGAAGUCGUGCCGGACGAAGAUGAUCAGGCUUCAUCGACUUUGAAUGUGACUAUAUGUGGCUCGAUUGAGGUAUCAGCGACGGUUGAGGGUGUUCCCGCCGUGGAGCUAAUGGUUGAUGGGGAUUUGAUUCCUUCUGCCAACAUGUGUAUAAAGCUGGUGCGCCAUGAAGGUGAAGGCACAUCGUGUUUCUCGUUCAAGGCAUGGGCGAAGGCCCCAACGCCAGUCAAGAGGGAGGGACUGGAGAAGACAUGGGCUCCUGUUGCUCGCGAUAAGAUUAUGAUUGUCCUCUUGGCCAGAGCUGCUGAAAACACCAGACCUACGGGCUCAAUUGGAUUGGUUUGA
Molecule: messenger RNA, 3288 nt
Organism: Colletotrichum karsti
Lineage: Eukaryota; Fungi; Ascomycota; Sordariomycetes; Glomerellales; Glomerellaceae
Product: Glutamyl-tRNA(Gln) amidotransferase subunit A-like protein
Exons: 3
Coding region: 1-3288 (1095 amino acids)
Biological process (GO): transmembrane transport
Cellular component (GO): membrane
Molecular function (GO): transmembrane transporter activity
Source: RefSeq, a predicted model, not a curated record